AUGAACUGUGCGCACUGCUAUCGUCUUCGCAGCCACCAAAAUCAUCAGCAAUCGGUGCUGCGCGUGGAUCCCGAGUCUGAUUAUUUUGAGGUGAACGGUGCCGGCAGUACGGUAAGCGCCUUUUUCGGGGAUUAGGCGUGAAACUUGACGACUGAUUGCGUAUAAUGUGCUAGAUUCUACAGUAAUCGUUCUAAACUUCAAUGCACCCAAACUUGACGACACUUUCCUUGAAAGUAAACGAACCCUAGUACUUUGCUUACUUCAAACUCUAUUACUUGGUGCACACGACGACCAAAAGUGUAGAAAGGGGCGUGGCCUAAUCUGAGACGCGUUUUCUGAAAAUUGCCGCAAUUUCAGCACACUUUUCCGAUAUUUUUGUGUUUGAUAUCGACAAGAGAAGACAUUAAAGCGAGAAAACAUUGCAAUUUUCGUGAAAACGCCUUUUUGGCAUAUUUCGCAAUACGCCCUCCGCGGCCAAUCGUCGCCGCAAUUUCGGAAUUUUCAUACCGGCCCAUCUGGAUAGUUUUGAGACAAAGUGAGUGUCGGAGGUGAUUAAGCACGUUAAUACAAGUAUUUUGAGCGCUCAAACGGCAAAAAGUAUCGGCGAAUGACUGAAAUUCGCGCAUUUUCAGCACAAAACUUGAAAAUCGAUUGAAUUGAUUCAUUCUCUGAAUGAAACCUGCUCGUUUUAAGCUCAAAAAGUGCGCGAUGAUUAAAUUAACAAAGUUAUGCAACUAAAUCGUCGAAACCCGUACAAAUUUUGGGUAAUUUUUUACGAAAAACCUGAAAAAUGGGGUUAAAUUUCGAAUUUCGCGCCCCAAAAUUUUGAUAAACCGUGCACGCUAGGCCACGCCCCUUUCUACGUUUUUGGUCGUCGUGGUGCAUCAAACUUUACCAAAUAAUGCGUACAAUACCCAUAACUCUACGACACGUUUUCAGAUGGAAGGCGGUUCCGGAUGGACCGAAUCGCUCGAGAAGGACUUUGACAAAGCGUUCGUCUCGCUGGACUUGCUGCUCGGCGAAGUGGACUCCGAUCAGGUACUUCUUCUUCUCACUUUUCACCGUCCACUUUGAGUUGUGCACUUCUUUUCGUCUAUCUAAUGAUCGUCAGGUUGAGAUCACCUACGAGGGCCGUCAGAAGAUGACGUCGUUGAGUGCGUGCUUCGCCCAAAUGAUGCACAAGUGUCAGUUCAUGAUGCACACGAUCGGCAAGCAGGAGAAGGUGGGUAGUUGUUGCAAAACUUCCAGUAGCUCACGGCGCGGCUUUCGCAACAUACACAGCCAAAUGGUAUGCAUUUUUGCGCGUCGGUGUGGCUCUGCGUACAGUGCAAUUUAUGUUACGCGCAAAGUUCUUUUUUUUUAGUUUUUGAUGAAUUUUCUCCAAAUAUUCAUCUUUUUAAAGCGUUUUUCUCCAGACUGAAUAGCCCCAUUACUUUCACUUACUUGCGCGUUUCUUUUCAUCGCAUCGACUUCUCUUCGCGUAUUACUUCACCUGGAAUCUGUAAAAAGGUCUAAUUGAGUUAGAAAGUGGAGAAAAACGCUUUAAAGAGAUGAAUAUUUGGAGAAAAUUCAUCAAAAACUAAAAAAAAUGAACUUUGCGCGUAACAUAAAUUGCACUGUACGCAGAGAAACACCGGCGUGCCAAAAUGCACAGACUGAGGAUCAAACGUUUGGUGAACGUCGCAAAAGCCGCGCCGUGUAGCUGUUGUGAAAAAGUACUCGACCGUAACCGUUCAGGAGAUGCUAGCGAUGCGAAACGAGGUGAUCGAGGCACGCGCGGCCCGACAAAGUAUGGAAAAAGAGGUGGAGCAGUUGAUGAUCCAGGUGCACUCGCUCCAAUGUCAACUUCAUUCGAAGACGGCGCCACACGAGUCGGAUAUGAUCAAAAAGAAAUUGGUAAGUGAGGCACCGGGCUACAGCGUACACUACUUCUCCAGCGAUUGUAGGAAUCGCAACUGACGCAAUUCCGUUCGGAACUCAUGCAAGGCCUGAGCACCGUGUGCGAGCUUGAAAUGGCGCGGAAAGAGUGCGAUCGCUCGAAAAAAACCAUUCAGGCACUCGAGACCGAGGUGUUCGGCGCCCGAUUGGCGGCCAAGUACCUCGACAAGGUAGGAGUUGUGUAAUUGUUGCAUCACUGCGCUACCGUAUUUUGUAGGAACUCGCGGGACGGAUACAGCAGAUCCAGCUGUUGGGCCGGAAUAUGCGCGGAGUGGAGCACGAUCGAUUGUGGAAUCAGUUGGAGGCCGAGAUCCAUUUGCACAGGCACAAGACUGUCAUCAGGGCCUGCAGGUGAGUGGGCCUAGCCUUAGAAACCCUGGAGAAAUGCUAGACACCAUCCAAAAAAAAUUACAAAUUCUGUCGUUUCGAUCGUCGCCACAUUCCCACCCGAAAUCCGCUUCUUCUCCCCCCACUCACUCACUCACUCAUCAUGAUACUCAUCCUCUCUCUUCUCGACUCUUCAGAGGACGCGGUAACACGAAGGGAUUAGCGGCGCCACUUCGUCACAAUUUCAAGAGUCUUCGGAAGCGAAACGGAGUGGGAAAGAGCCGCAAAGUGGUGUUGUCGAAGCAUCCGCACGAGGGACUCGGCAUCUCCAUUACGGUACGGCUAAGGGGAGACCUGUUAGAUAAUAAAUGAGUCUUGCAGGGAGGAUCCGAGCACGCGCUGCCGAUCGUGAUCUCGGAAAUCCAGCCGGGCCAACCGGCCGAUCGAUGCGGACAAGUGUUCGUGGGCGACGCGAUUCUCUCGGUGAACGGAUACGAUUUGCGGACGGUCAAGCAUCAGGAGGCCGUCGAUAUUCUGAGCGCACAGGUCCAGCAAGGCGACCUCGACCUCGAACUCGUCUUUGUUUGUCCCGAUGAGGACAGCGACGAUGACGGCACGGUGACGAUUGAGCACAGCGAUGGAUCCAUGUGAGUCUGGGUGCGAUGAUAGAGAAGCGAGAAAGCAAAAAUGAUUUUACCUCAUUGACGGUCGAACCAAAACCAUCCCCUAGAUUUUUGUUCGCGCACGCAACUGCGCCACACGCCCAAUCUCUGACGCUUGCUCCCAAGGCAUACACAUUAUCGCUGAAUGGCGCGGCCGGACGGAGACCUCCAAAUCUAGAACUUUUUUCAGCUACAAUCUGUACAACAUCGAGGAGCCCACUUCGUCGCGCUCUUCUUCGAACAAUUCGGACGAAUCGCGAAGCACGUGA
Caenorhabditis sp. 36 PRJEB53466 is the source of this 3196-nucleotide messenger RNA. The record is from the annotation of a GenBank genome assembly. NCBI's taxonomy places the organism in Eukaryota, Metazoa, Nematoda, Chromadorea, Rhabditida, Rhabditidae.